AUGUGGCGAUUGCAAGGUCUCUCUCAAUUCACCGGCGUGCUUCACGAGUUCAUAUUUUUCUCCCAUGUUAACAAAUGCGCUGAAACGAACUCAGUGGCUUUUGAUGCAGGUAUAUUGCAGCGCAGGUCGGAACUGGAGCAGUUACGCGCCUACAACUUUACGGUUGGCUUCAGCGAACAACUUGAUUUGUGUGGUAUCGGCGUGAUCCACUAUCUCGGCAUCCCAAAUCAUAUCUGGAUUUCUUCGUGCCCGAUGAUGGAAUCUGUUUCGUAUAAUCUUGGCAAGCUUAUUGUCUGCUCUCUUUCAGCUCUCAUUAAUUCCUUUGUUUCCAGCUCAUGA
Messenger RNA from Gongylonema pulchrum, 339 nucleotides. Lineage: Eukaryota; Metazoa; Nematoda; Chromadorea; Rhabditida; Gongylonematidae. The record is from the annotation of a GenBank genome assembly.